AUACGCGCGCGAGCUCGUUCAUUGUAGGAUCUACCAGCUUAUGUGCAAAAGGUAUACAAGAAACACAACGUGGAGGGAGUAUACGAAGAGUUCGGUGAAAGGGGGCAAACAACGUUGCGGGCACGGAGAAGAGAUAGAGAGCUGCCGAAGCCAAGAGAAACUGCGAUGUGGAGAGAAAGAGAUAGUUUGAUCUCUGACGCAUAUAUGUUACAUCCACACAUGAUGCGAAGGGCCCACGAUUCUCAUGGGUCGCGGUCUCAGUGGUCUCACCCGGCAGUCCCGGCACUCCACGAGAACACGGCGCACCAGACAGUACAACGAUCGCGCUUGCGAGAAGAGCGACUUUUCGCGUACUCCAAAUAAAAACGUGCUCAAUAUCCAAAUUUAAAAAUUAGCACGCGCGCGGACGCGAUUACUCGGAGACAAAACUCAUUGUUACACCCACCAGUUUUCCUCUCACCGGUCAGCAGUCACCAUUCAUAUAUCUAAUUCAUUGGGUAAUAAAGGACCGAUAUGGCACAUUCGAGAAAAUGGAAAAGCUGCGUGUCGAACAAUUUACUGACGUUGCUGACGAUAAUCGGAGUAGUACUUGGGUCCGUCCUCGGCUUCAUCUUAAGGAACGUCAGGGAGGAACCAUGGACGCCGCGCGAAAUUAUGUACAUCCAAUUCCCAGGAGAUAUUUUUCUACGAAUGCUAAAGGCGCUUAUAUUGCCUCUGAUAAUCGCCAGCAUUGUGAGCGCGAUCGGUGGACUGGAUCUUAAUUUAUCUGGAAGGAUCGGUAUGAGAUCCAUUUAUUACUAUUCGGCCACAACAAUAUCUGCCGUGGUCCUUGGCAUAAUUUUGGUCUGUAUAAUCAGACCUGGAGAAUUCAGCACGCACAGUUUAGUUACUGAGGAUACUCCAUCGCCAUUAAGGAGCGUUACAACUGCGGAUACGUUAUUAGAUUUAGUUAGAAAUGUGUUCCCCCCGAAUCUUGUACAAGCAUGCAUCGCUCAGUACCGAACGGUGCUGAUACCGCCUGAGAAUACAACGGCAGUUAGUAUCCAGGAGUGGGAAAUGUCUUCUGAAUACGGGGGUGGUAUGAACACUUUGGGCUUAGUUGUAUUUGGAGUUGUAUUUGGUAUAGCUCUGAGUAAAAUGGGUGAAAAAGGGAAACCUCUUUUAACGUUUUUCGAUACCUUAUCCGAAGCGACGAUGAUCAUUACUAAAUGGGUCAUAUGGUUGUCCCCCCUCGGUGUUCUCUUCCUCGUCACAUCGAAGGUCUUAGAAAUUGCGGAUAUCGGAGCUAUAGUCGGACAAUUAGGUUUAUAUUUCCUCACCGUGUUACUUGGUUUAUUCAUCCACGGCGUCGGUACCCUCUCCGUUAUAUUCUUCAUUUGUACCAGACAAUUGCCGUUUAAACUGAUAGGCAAGAUGGGCCAAGUUAUCGCUACAGCGUUUGGUACUUCAUCGAGCACUGCCACGCUACCAGUGACAAUGCAAGCUUUAGAUAAUAUCGGUGUAGAUCCAAGAGUUACGAGGUUCGUUGUUCCGAUCGGUGCUACCAUUAAUAUGGACGGAACCGCGUUAUACGAAGCAGUUGCUGCAAUCUUUAUAGCUCAAGUCAGACGAAUUCCAUUGAGUUUCGGCAACAUUGUUGGAGUCAGUGUAACGGCAACUGCGGCCAGUAUAGGUGCUGCGGGUAUUCCACAAGCUGGUCUUGUCACAAUGGUGAUGGUGCUGGACACUGUAGGUUUGCCUGCCGAGGACGUAACGCUUAUCAUUGCCGUAGAUUGGCUCCUGGACCGUUUCCGAACAACGAUAAAUGUCAUUUGCGACGCACUCGGAGCUUAUGUGGUUGAACAUAUGAGCAAGAAAGAACUAGAAGCAAGCGAUCUUCAAGAAGAAACGAUCGAAUUGGCCAGAGUGCGGACAGCAGACGCAUGAUCAUUUUAAUUUAUUUCUUAAAACCUUGCCAUAUUACGCGAACACAAUUUUACUGCGUUCGUAAUUUUUUUUUUUACGUAUUUCACAGUCAGUAAUUCGUACUAAUAUAUACUCAUCGCGUUUACUCAAAUUUUAUAUUGUAUAGUAAUCUAAUUGUUAAAUAUUUUAAUUAACAGGAUACUUAUUUUAGCUACUUAAAGGAAAAAGUCAAGUGGUUAUAAGCACUAAUGUACUUUAAAAGAUCUGAUCUUGACACAUUUUCUUUUACAAUAUAUGAGAUAUAUUGUUGUUUUUUUAUUUGAAAAAAUAUUUUAUUGGAAUUAUUCUUCU
Ceratina calcarata is the source of this 2256-nucleotide messenger RNA. RefSeq names its product Excitatory amino acid transporter 1 (gene Eaat1). Gene Ontology annotation, biological process: L-glutamate transmembrane transport. Bases 514 to 1926 code for a protein of 470 amino acids. Gene Ontology annotation, cellular component: plasma membrane. Gene Ontology annotation, molecular function: neutral L-amino acid transmembrane transporter activity; glutamate:sodium symporter activity; L-glutamate transmembrane transporter activity. Lineage: Eukaryota; Metazoa; Arthropoda; Insecta; Hymenoptera; Apidae. The transcript has 9 exons. The record is from RefSeq and is a predicted model, not a curated record.